Molecule: messenger RNA, 954 nt
Organism: Fonsecaea erecta
Lineage: Eukaryota; Fungi; Ascomycota; Eurotiomycetes; Chaetothyriales; Herpotrichiellaceae
Exons: 2
Coding region: 1-954 (317 amino acids)
Biological process (GO): peptidyl-L-cysteine S-palmitoylation; protein targeting to membrane
Cellular component (GO): endoplasmic reticulum; Golgi apparatus
Molecular function (GO): protein-cysteine S-palmitoyltransferase activity
Source: RefSeq, a predicted model, not a curated record
AUGGACCACCAUUGUCCAUGGACUGUCAACUGUGUAUCUCACUUCACCCUCCCUCAUUUCAUGCGGUUUCUCUGGUAUGCUGUCUUUGCUAUGGGAUAUCUUGAAUAUUUCCUGUUCGUCCGAGCUGGCGUCGUCUGGGAGGACCGCAAUCUGCCUAGUUAUCUAGGUCCUUCCGCUCCCAAGCUAGUCCAUCUCUUGCUUUUGAUCAUUGUCAACACACUGACACUCUUCCUCGUCUCGAUCACCUUCUUUCGCACCAUCUGGGGCCUUGGGGCCAAUGUUACCACGAUCGAGAGCUGGGAGAUCGAGCGCCACGAACAGCUGCUUCGUCGAGCUCGCGCUCUUGGAGGAUACCUAGAUGGUCCUGAUGGCAUUCGAGUCAAAAUCGUCAAGCAAGAAUUUCCCUACGAUAUAGGCAUAUGGAGCAAUAUUGUUCAAGGGAUGGGGACAGCAAACGUGCUGGCCUGGUUCUGGCCAUUCUCCGCGACUCCAACGACGAGUGGGUUAGUCUUCGAAACCAAUGGCUUCGAGGACCCUGGCACAACUUGGCCGCCACCAGAUCCCGACCGAAUGCCCCGACUUGAUCGGCCGCUUGACUCCGCCCACAAUGCAUUUGUUCAUAACCACAGCAAUCUCUCAUCAUACGAUGAGAUGGAGGCGUUCAGACAGCGACAGCAGGCUGACUUUGAACGGCGUGCGGAUUUCUACGGGGUUCAACGACGAAAACCAUUCCACGACCGUUUCGAAGAGGAGAAUCUCGUGCCGGUCGAAGACGACUAUAUCGAUCCGGACGAAGAUGAUUCUCUCAGCGGGGAGGAAGGAUGGCAAGAUUCUGGAGGAAAUCGACUGAAAGACUACGGGGUCGACGAAGAUGUCGAGUUCUACGAUGAGGACAGCAUCCCCAUUGCAGAGCUGUUGAGCCGACGGAGAGAAGGGCGGCAAGGCCAGACCUGA